Corythoichthys intestinalis (scribbled pipefish) is the source of this 8371-nucleotide messenger RNA. RefSeq lists its product as uncharacterized. NCBI's taxonomy places the organism in Eukaryota, Metazoa, Chordata, Actinopteri, Syngnathiformes, Syngnathidae. Gene Ontology annotation, molecular function: DNA helicase activity; ATP hydrolysis activity. Gene Ontology annotation, biological process: DNA repair; telomere maintenance. The record is from RefSeq and is a predicted model, not a curated record. Bases 27 to 8354 code for a protein of 2775 amino acids. The transcript has a single exon.
AUAUAAUAUAGUAUUAUGUAUAUAUUAUGUAUCUUUUGCAGAGGGCCGCAUCCAGUGCUAUUGUUAAGUUACCUGGGCUGUGUGGUGUGAAGGUGCAGUGUGUUGAGGAUUGUAGUUCGCAAAGAGACAAGAAAGGUAAGACAAAGUCUGUUCUUCCUGUUAGGUUUUGUGGUAAAGAGAGGUCAGUUAGGGGGAGUUUUCACCAGGGAGACUCUCGCUUUGAAUAUGGAGGUGUUCAGUGUAUGGCUAUUAGUCUAGUAGCUGUUGCCAAACACACCACCCACAGUGUGUUGUCAUGGCAGUCAGGUGACCUUGAUGAGGUAGUAACUUUGGGUGAUGAGUUGUAUUCUUUCCUGAGAAAGAAUAAUAAGAUCAGUGGAGGAUCAGAGUUUCUAUGUGUUCCAGAUUUACCCAAGCAGCAGGUGAUUAAUGGAAAGAGUCUUGAGUUUGAAUUUGGUGAUUUUGUGACUGGUGAUGUAAAUGUGGUUAGUGGAGAGCUUGUUGAUGCAGGAGUGUUGACUCCUUUAAAGGAUGGUUUGGCACAGAUUUGUGGAAAGUAUGACACUUGCUUUAUGACACUGAAUAGCAAUACUUGUGCAAUAAUUAAACAAAAUGGAAUGUAUGCAGUGGUAGAUAGUCAUGCUCGUAAUGCAGAUGGGAUGGUUGAUGGAAAUGGAUUUAGUGUUGUAGUGGUGUACAGGUGUCUUGAUGUUGUGUGGGAGCAUUUUGUGAAAUGUGCAAAUAUGAUGAACAAAAGGGAGAACCUUUUUGAGAUUGCAGGUGUGCGUGUUAUUUCCACAACUCCCUCUGUCAAUUCUCCAUUGGUGUUUGGAUCUUCAGUAACACACAAUGAGAAAGGAACAUCUUCCACUAUUGAUCUUCCAGAGGAUGUGUAUAUCAGUAAUGUUACAGAAAAAGAACAACAAUUUCUUCCUUUGAGGGAGAAUGUAGCACAAUUGUUGUGUAGACAGUUAAAUAUUGAAUUCGAAAAGGUUGAUGCACUAUCAACUGAAGUUGGCCUUUUAGGUAAGCCUUGUAAAAAUGAGAAAGUAGUUGAUGAUGGGAAUAGUUUGUUCAGAGCAGUCAGUCAGGCUGUCAGUGGUACUCAGAAGUAUCACAGGAAGAUUAGACUUGCAGUUGUGAAGCAGAUAGAAAGAAAUGCAGUGUUGUAUAAGGGUCUUCUGAGAAGUGAGUAUUCCUCAGUUGCAGAAUAUUUGACAAAAGCAAGAAUGCGUUAUGUUGGUAGUUGGACAACGGAAGUUGAGAUUCAAGCAGCUGCAGAUUGUUUAGAAAUGAGUAUAUUUAUAUAUCAUCAUGAUCGCUGGAUUGAAUAUAGUUGCAGUGCGAGGCAGUGUUUCAAUCAGGCACUGUAUUUAGAAUAUGUUAAUGGAAAGCAUUAUGAAAAUGUAACAUGUGUUCAUAUGCCACAGACUCAGAAGUGUUAUGGCUAUUGUGUAGUAUACAGAACUUUAUCAGGGUACAAUAUCAGACGACAGAGUACGGCAGAGCGCAGUGUGGUUGAUUCAAAGUGUUUGAGUUCAGUUGUCAAUAGUGUGCGCGUCAUUCCCACAGUUCCCUGGGAUAACUCCACAGUGCUGUUUGGAUCUUCUGUAAAACAGACAGAGCAAAGAGCAUUGUCCUGUAAUGAUGUUCCAGAUGUUGUCUUUGUCAGUGAUCUUAGAGAAAAAGAACAAGAAUUUCAUCCUUUGAGGGAGAAUGUUGCACAAGUGCUGUGUAAAGAGUUAAGUAUAGAAUUAGAAAAGGGUGAUGCAAUGUCUACCCAAGUUGGACUUUUAGGUAAGCCUUGUAAAAAUGAGAAAGUAGUUGAUGAUGGGAAUUGUUUCUUCAGAGCAGUUAGUCAAGCCGUCAGUGGUACGCAGAAGUAUCACAGGAAGAUUAGACUUGCUGUCGUAAAGCAGAUAGAAAGAAAUAUAGUGUUGUAUCAGAGUCUUCUGAGAAGUGAGUAUUCCUCAGUAGGUGAAUACUUGAGCACUUCAAAAAUGCAUUAUGUUGGUAGUUGGGCUACAGAAGUGGAGAUUCAAGCUGCUGCAGACUUUUUAAGAAUGAGUAUAUUUACAUAUUAUCAGGAUCGCUGGAUUGAAUAUACGUGUAGUGGGAAGCAGUUGUGUAAUGAAGCAUUGUAUUUAGAAAAUGUAAAUGGCAACCAUUAUGAAAAUGUAGUGUGCGUUCAUCUGCCACACACUCAGAAGUGUUAUGGCUAUUGUGAAGUACAUACAAGUGCAUCAGGGUACAAUAUGAGACGACAGAGUAUGGGAGAGAGCAGUGUAGUAGAUUCAAAGGGUGUGACUUUAGUUGUAAGUAGUGAAGUAGAUGUUGAAGGUGUGGACAGAGGAACGCGGAGUGAUGGUGUUUGUUUGUCCAGUUAUUUAAAAAGUAAGUAUAAGAAGCAUAAAAGAAUCAAUUAUCAGGAAGAUGUAUUGUUGAAGCAGAAAUGUAGUAAAAAAAACAAAAUGUCCUAUCUUUUAAAUCAAGACAGUGUGCAGACUAAGAAUAAGAAUAAAUAUCAUGUAGAUAGAAUUUAUCAGGAAAAACAGAAAGAAAGGAGUAAUGCAAGAGUUAUUAGGAAAUAUAAGGAAGAUGUUUUGCAUCGAGAGGACGUACAGAAACGGAGUAUAAGGAAAUAUAAGGAAGAUGUUUUGCAUCGAGAGGACGUACAGAAACGGAGUAUAAGGAAAUAUAAGGAAGAUGUUUUGCAUCGAGAGGACGUACAGAAACGGAGUAUAAGGAAAUAUAAGGAAGAUGUUUUGCAUCGAGAGGACGUACAGAAACGGAGUAUAAGGAAAUAUAAGGAAGAUGUUUUGCAUCGAGAGGACGUACAGAAACGGAGUAUAAGGAAAUACAAAGGAAACGUUUUUCACAGAGAGGAUGUACAGAAACGGAGUAUAAGGAAAUAUAAUAAAGAUGUUUUGCAUCGAGAGAAAGUGAAGAAGAUGAGUAAAAGUAAAUAUAAAUCUCAGCUUCUGCACAGGCAGAACGUGAAGGCUUACAGCAAAGCUAAGUAUAAAGGCAGUUUGGAGCAUCGAAAACGUGUUGGUGAUGCAAACAGGUUGAAAAGGCAAGAAAAGAAAGAAAAAUCUAAACAGUUGGAGUUUGUCAUGAAAGGUUUUUUAGAGAAGGUCAAGGACGGGCCAGAAUUUGUUUGCUGUGUUUGUCAAAGAUUGUUGUUUAAAAAUCAAGUGUUAGGUGGAAAAGUAGAUGAUUACUUGAAAAGAAAAGCAUUUGCUUCAGUAGUACAGAAGUGUAUUAGUGAGAAGUAUUUACACAAAUGUAGUGGAAAGUGUGAAGUGGCGUGUAAGUAUAUAGAAACAGGAAGAGGUGAACUUAGGAUUUGUUAUAGUUGUCAUAGUAAAAUGAAUAAAGGUGAGGUUCCACCUGAGAGUAUAAUGAAUAAUCUAGAACUGGAGCCUAUUCCAGCAGAAUUAGCUUGUUUGAAUAGUUUAGAACAGCAUUUGAUCGCGUUACAUAUUCCAUUCAUGAAGAUGUUAGCAUUGCCUAAAGGUGGGCAAAAUGGAGUUCAUGGUCCUGUUACUUGUGUUCCUGCUAAUAUUGUGCAGACUGAUAACUUACUUCCUCGUAGUCAAAUGGAAGGUUCUUUGAUAGGAGUUAAGUUGAAGCGAAAAUUGACAUAUAAAGGACAUUAUGAAUAUAAAUUUGUUGAUAGUGUGCGUGUUAGGCACGCAUUGCAGUAUCUUAAACAUAAUAAUAAGUAUUACAAAGACAUAGAAUUUAAUAAGGAAUGGGUUAAUACACUUUGUAAGGAAACAGAAGUGAAAACUGCAGGGGAUGAAGGUGAUGGGCGUUUAGAAAGUGAAGAAGCAUCUUCAGAUUUGGUUGAAGAUGAGCUGUUACAUGACAGGCAACAACACUGUAUGUUUCAAGACACUUGUCUCAUGCCAGUAGACAUUGGUCAGGAAGUGCUAGAUCAGUAUGUUGAUAAUGUUUUAAAUGUAGCUCCAGGUGAGGGAAACAACCCAGUGAAAUUGCUGUCAGACAUGACAAAUGAAGCAAAGUGCUUCCCAGUAUUAUUUCCUCGGGGAAUGAACACAUUUCAUGAAUGUAGGCAUCAGAGAUUAACAUUGGCACGUUAUUUUAACAACAGAAUUUUGCACGCUGAUGGUAGAUUUGCACGUAAUGUAGAAUACAUAUUCUAUGCUCAGUACAUGUCAGAGUUACAGCAAGUGAUUUCAAAUGUGUCAAUAGCAUUAAGAAAAGGAAAGGGGAGGUCAGAUUUCCAAAGAGUUGAUGUUAACAUUGUAAAUGAUGAUGCAUUUUUCCAAAAUCUGUUAGAGUUUGACAAUGGAUAUCGUUUUCUGAAACCUAUUAGAGGGACUCCAGCAUUCUGGCAGGCAGCACAGAGUGAUUUGUUGGCGUGUGUUCGACAGCUGGGCAUUCCUACUUGGUUUUGUUCUUUUUCCUCUGCUGACAUGCGUUGGCAAAAUCUUCUUGGUAGCAUUUUAAUGCAGGAAGGUCGAACAGAAACACUGGAACAGUUAGAGUGGGCUGAAAGGUGUGAGCUUUUGCGUGACAAUCCUGUGACUGCAGCAAGAAUGUUUGAUUUCCGUUGGCAUUGUUUCUUAAGGGAGGUUCUCAUGUCUCCAGCAGAACCAAUAGGGAAAAUCAAAGACUACUUUUACCGCAUAGAAUUUCAACAGCGUGGUUCUCCUCAUGUUCAUUGUUUGUUCUGGAUAGAGAAUGCCCCAAUGAUUGAUAAAAACACAGAUGAAGAGGUUGUGGCAUUUAUUGACAAGUAUGUCACUUGUGAGCUGCCAACAGAUGACAAAGAGUUAUUUGACAUUGUGACAAGUGUACAGCAACAUUCAAAACGACAUUCAAAAACUUGUCGAAAGAAAAACACAGUGUGUCGUUUUAAUUUUCCCAGACCACCAUCAUGUAGAACAUUUAUAUGCCAUGACAAAAGAGUAGAAAAGAAGGAAAUGUGCAGGUGUGACAUGAAAAAGAUAGAUGAGAAGACACCCUGUGAGUGUAAAAAAGACAAAGUUUCCAAAGAUAAAGCAGCAACAAUCCUGGGCUCGGUAAAAAAGGCGCUUUCCGAUGAGACCAAAAUGUUUGAAAGUGUGGAGCAUUUGUUUCAGAGUGUAGGUGUCAGUCAGAAAGGUUUUGAGGAGGCCUAUAAAUCCUGUGCUCGAGGUACACAAAUAGUAAUGAAAAGACAGAUGAAAGAAGUUUGGAUCAAUCAGUACAGUAAGGCACUUUUAAAAUGCUGGAAUGCUAAUAUGGACAUUCAGUUUGUUGCAGAUGCAUAUGCAUGUGUGGUUUACAUCAUUUCUUAUAUCUCAAAAGCAGAGAGAGAAAUGGGAUUGUUGUUGGGGAAUGCACAAAGAGAAGCAGCUGGAGGCAAUGUGAGUGCAAAAGAAGCCUUAAAGAACCUCGGCAGUGUUUACCUGCACAACAGAGAUGUGUGUGCUCAGGAGGCGGUUUACAGGUUGACACCAAAUUUGCAUCUCAAGGAAUGUUCAAGGAAGGUUGUGUUUGUUCCGACAGGGGAGAAUGUGGUCAAAAUGAGUCUGCCUUUAAGUGUAUUAAAGAAAAAGGCUGCAUCACAUGAUCUUACCUCUCAAAACAUGUGGAUGACUAGUUUGGUUGACCGUUAUAAGAAUAGGCCAGAUGAUGCUGUCUUUACUGACAUGUGUCUGGCAACUUUUGUUUCCGAAUAUCGUAUUCUGAGCAAGAACGAGAAAUCGCAAAUACAGAUAAGAUUGAAAAAUGAUGGUGGAUUUGUGACGAAAAGAAAUAGAACGCAGCCUGCUGUUGUUCGGUACAUGCGCGUUUCAGAAACCAAAAAUCCAGAAAUAUUUUAUCGUAGUAUCAUGCAGUUGUUCCUUCCUUAUCGUGCAGAUGUGGAGUUGAAACCAUCCAAAUGUGAAACUUUUGAACAGUUUUACAAGAAUGGGCAGGUAAGGUUUUUUGAUGGGUCCAGACACACAGUGAAGUUAGUUGUCGACAGCAAUAGAAGCAAAUUUGAAUUUGAAGCAGAGAAGCUGGAUGACAUUCAAAAUUCCAUUGAAAACAACGGUGCAUUGGAAGAUGCCUGGUGUGAGUUGUGUCCUGAGCAGGAAUUAGAGCGUUUAGAGACUCUGCAGAUGAGGACUGAAGAGGAACACCCAGAUGUGGAACAUGUAGAAUGCAUUCCUGAUUUAGCAGUCAAUUAUGGACAAGUUUCCUAUUUAGAAAAGAGAAACAUUUUGUCGAGAAAAGAGGGUAUGGCUUUGAUUAGAUGUUUGAAUGAUACACAACGUUGUAUUUUUUAUCAUAUUCGACAAUGGUGCAUUCAAACAGUAUUAGGGGAAAAACCGGCGCCAUUGCAUGUGUUUAUUACGGGUGGUGCUGGUACUGGAAAAAGCCAUUUAAUCAAGGCCAUCCAGUAUGAGGCAACAAUAUUGUUGUGUACUAUUUGUACCCAGCCUGAUAGUUUGUGUGUUUUAUUGACAGCUCCGACAGGUAUUGCUGCUUUUAAUAUUCAGGCAUCAACAAUCCAUACGACCUUCCACAUUGGAAAGGAUGUACGCUUACCGUAUACUCCUUUGGGUGAAGAGAAAUUAAAUUCUCUCCGUGCAAAAUACAAAGAUCUGAAAAUGCUAAUCAUUGAUGAGAUCUCCAUGGUUGAUCACAGGUUGUUAACAUAUAUUCAUGGGAGACUGAGACAAAUUAAACAAACAGGUGAUUUUGCCCCAUUUGGAAAUGUUAGUGUCCUUGCUGUAGGGGACUUUUACCAGCUGUCUCCUGUUCAAGGUAAACCCCUGUAUGUUACCGAUGCAGGUGUGAACUUAUGGUCCAAUUUAUUUAAGGUUGUGGAACUGAACACUGUUGUCAGGCAGCAAGAUCAGUUGUUUGCGGAGUUAUUGAACAGAAUCAGAACUCGGUCCAAAGGAAGUCCUAUGCUAGUCAGUGAUAUUGAGAGCCUUAAGCAUUGUGAAAGUGGUGAAGACAGUUCAGCGUUGCAUAUCUUUGCAACGAAUAAACAAGUUAAUGAACACAAUAUUCAAGUGUUACUCAAGACUUGCCCUGAAUAUGUUAAAAUAGAAGCACAAGAUUUUGUUCAUAACAAGAAAACCGGGAGGCUUGAGUUGAUUAGUGGACAUCAUGCAAAGGUAUAUAAGACAUGUUUGGAGGACAGUCUACUAUUGGGAAUAAAUGCACGUGUUAUGUUGUGCAAGAAUGUGGAUGUGGUGGAUGGUCUGGUAAAUGGGGUGUGUGGCACUGUGACACAUAUUGUGUCCUCUGAAAAUAAGUUUCCUCAAAGGGUGUAUGUGAAGUUUGAUAAAGAUGAGGUUGGCUCACAGAGGAGGAAACAAUCAUCUACGGCUUCUGUUGAUUUGAGGACUUCUACAUACAUUGAGCCAGAAGAGGAAAAGGUCACCAAUAAAGGUGGAUUACGUCGACAAUUUCCAUUGAAACUAGCUUGGGCGUGUACAGUCCAUAAAGUACAGGGCCUCACAGUAGACAGUGCUGUGGUGUCUUUGAAGAAGAUAUUUUCAGCAGGACAAGCAUAUGUAGCUUUAAGCCGCGUGAGAACUGUGUCAGGAUUAAUUAUUCAAGACUUUGCAGAGGAACGCAUUUACUGUAAAGACAAUAUUAAGGAGGCAAUUCAGAGGAUGGCUCCUUUAUUUGUGGAACCAGCACCAAGCCAACCACAUAGUUUCUCGGUGUUUUUGAUGAAUGUGCAAGGCCUGACUGAGCAUGUGGCAGAUUUAAGUAUGUGCACACAGCACUUACAGCCUAACUGUCUUGCUGUAACAGAAACAUGGCUGCCAGACCUUCCAGCAUCUGAGAGCAUAAAGAUUGAUGGCUAUAGUUUUCACAGCUGUCCACGAAGUUCAUCAUACUCUGGCAAUAAUUCAGUGUCAAAAAAAUUGCAAUCCCAACAACAUGGAGGUGUUGGCGUAUUUAGUGCAAAUAAUGUGACCUUUUCCAUAAUUGAAGUACCACAUUUCAAUUUGGAGUGUGCAGUUAGCAAAUAUGUUCAUCAUGAUAUAUUAGUUGCUGUCAUUUAUCGGCCUCCCUCUUAUCCCUUGUGUUUGUUUAAAGAGCAUCUGAGCAAGUUAUUGGAUUGGUUGGAUCCACAAUGUAACACCAUUGCUGUCAUGGGAGAUUUUAAUGAAGACAUUCUAAAGUCCUCGAGUGUGUGUAAAUGUGUUGAAGAUAGGGGUUAUGUUCAACUAGUGACAGAGGCCACAACAGAAAGAGGCACAUUGAUUGACCAUGUGUAUGUCAAAACAACGCGGUAUGAGGUUGAAUCAUCAGUAGUGCCUACCUACUUUGGUGACCAUGAGGGCAUUGUUUGUCAUUUUAGGGACAAAAAAGAAAAGAAGUAAUGAAAUAUAGAACUAAG